Molecule: messenger RNA, 699 nt
Organism: Rotaria sp. Silwood1
Lineage: Eukaryota; Metazoa; Rotifera; Eurotatoria; Philodinida; Philodinidae
Source: the annotation of a GenBank genome assembly
AUGGAUGUAACAGAAGUAAAACAUUAUCGUGUAUAUAAAAUACGAUGGAUUCAAUUGAUUGUCUAUAUAUUAACAACAUUUGCUAAUGCAACAAGUGCUAUGACUUUUGCUCCUAUUGAACCCCAAACAUCGAAAUUUUUUAAUAUAACAACAGCAGAACACCUUUUUUUUAAAAAUUCUACAGCAUUAUUUGCUGCUCGUUGGUUUCCACCUUCUCAAUGUGAUAUAGCAACAUCUAUUUGUUCAAUGGCUAAUCCAUUAGGUUUAGCUAUUGGUUCUCAUUUACCAUCAUUAAUAAUAACUGAUAAUUCAUCAUUAAAAUAUUUUUUUAUUCUUUUAAUAAAAGAUCAUCAAUCAAUUAAUUUAAAACAAGAUUUUAUUAAUCUUAUUAAAAAUCGUCAUUAUUUAAUUCUUUUAUUUUGUUUUACUCUUGGUUUAGCUUUAUUUAAUACAAUAAAAACAUUAAUUGAACAAUUAAUUAAACCAAGUAUAUAUACAAAUGAAGAUGCUGGAAUAUUUGGUGCUAUUAUUAUUAUUGCUGGUCUUUUAAAUGCAUUUUUAGCAGGUUUUAUUAUGGAUAAAACUGAUGCUUAUCGUCUUAUAUUAAAAAUUUUAUUAAUUAGUGUUUGUGCAUCAGCCAUUUUCUUUAUAUUAAUUCUUCGACCAAAUCAAUUUAAUCGAUUAUCUCUAUCAAUUUGA